AUGGAAAAGGUUCAGGGUAAGGAAUUGGAACAUACUUGGUAUACGAUGACGGCAAAAGAGAGAAUGGCUGUCGUGGAGAAGAUUGUCGACAUAGAGAGGAUGCUAUUUGCGAUACGAUUUCCUGCCAGUGGCAGCAUAUACUUUAAAGACUCUGUGGGUACCCGAACCACUACAAUUGACCUGCCCUUGGCUGUCAAUCGUGGCAAAACGGAUAGGUUUUGCAUUGGGCCUUCCACUGAAUUCCUUUGGUGGUAUCAAAGGCGAGACGAACUGGCCGUCAAUCGAGGACCUUGGGAAACGCCCAAGGAGCUGUUGGAGGCAGUUGGUCAUAGAGAAUUGGCCUGGUUGCAAAAGUUCGGCAAGGAACGUUUCCCCCGUGAACCGCUCUAUAGAGAAUUCUACGGUCAUCAAGAAGUCGACCCGCAGGUGCAAGUAGACAGCUUAAGGGAUUACCUCAAGGUUGCUCCACACAUUAUUCCCGAAAAUCCGGAGUUAUGUCAACCAACGAUCCGUCACCCAGAUCUCUCACCUAACAACAUCUUCGUCUCUGAAUCUGGCGAUAUUACUGGAGUGAUCGACUGGCAACACAGCACCAUACUUCCGAUGUUCCUGCAAGCCAAGAUUCCCAAGCAUUUUCAAAACUAUGGAGAUGACGACUCGGAGAAUUUCCGACGUCCAGAGCUGCCUACGAAUUUCGACUUCUUGGAGGAGAGCGAGAAGGCAAAUGAGUUGGAGCUCUAUCGCCGACGACAGCUCCACUAUUUCUACCUGGGAUUUACCAGUACUAACAACAAGCCCCAUUUUCAUGCAAUGGGAAAACAUGACCUCAUUGUACGAAACCGACUCUAUGACACUGCUGGCAGACCGUGGGAAGGCGACAACACAUCACUCAAAGCGGAACUAGUACAAACAUCGACUUACUGGCCCGAUAUUGCUACUUCAGCAAUGAAAGAAGCUAACUUUCCCGUCAAAUAUCCUGACGCAGAUCAAUUGCGCGACUUCAUUGGAGUCAACAUUGACGGAUGGGUGCCGACGGAAUCCUACGAAGAGGCGAGGGAGAAAGAACGAUAUAUCAAACAGCAAAUGCUGGAAGCUGCGGAGACGGAGGACGAGCGGAAGGAGUUAGACGAACAUUGGCCCUUCCAGGAUCACGAAGAGUUGGAUUAA
Trematosphaeria pertusa is the source of this 1167-nucleotide messenger RNA. RefSeq lists its product as uncharacterized. Lineage: Eukaryota; Fungi; Ascomycota; Dothideomycetes; Pleosporales; Trematosphaeriaceae. The transcript is spliced from 3 exons. Gene Ontology annotation, cellular component: mitochondrion. The coding region runs from base 1 to 1167 and encodes 388 amino acids. The record is from RefSeq and is a predicted model, not a curated record.